This is a messenger RNA of Prunus armeniaca (apricot), 1587 nucleotides long. NCBI's taxonomy places the organism in Eukaryota, Viridiplantae, Streptophyta, Magnoliopsida, Rosales, Rosaceae. The record is from the annotation of a GenBank genome assembly.
AUGGGAAAGUCUGAAGAAGACCAGGCUUUGCCUUCCAAUGUUGCCUCUGAGGCCUCAGCUCAAAAUGCAGAGGCUCACUGUGCUGGUUGCUGUGGUGGGUUUCGGAGAUUCAUUGGCCUCAGAUGCAUCUUGGUUCUCUUACUCUCUGUUGCUUUGUUCCUCUCUGCUAUGUUCUGGUUACCUCCAUUUCUUCAGUUUGCGGAUCAGAGCGAUCUGGAUCUUGAUUCAAAGUUCAAAGAUCAUUAUAUAGUAGCAAGUUUCAAUCUUUGGAAGCCAGUUUCUUUGCUGGAGGAUAAUAUUUUGCAGCUUGAAAAUGACAUUUUUGAUGAGAUUGUCGCUCCAUCAAUUAAGGUCGUAAUCUUAUCUGUGGAAUCCUUAACUGGAUCAAACACAACAACAGUUGUGUUUGGGGUUGAUCCAGAGCCAAAAUCAUCAAAAUUAUUACCCACUUCUCAAAGUUUGAUCAAGUCAUCUUUUGAAUAUCUGGUUACACACCAAUCACUCCGCCUGAAUACAUCGUUGUUUGGGCGCACAUUCCUUUUUGAGGUACUAAAGUUUCCAGGUGGAAUUACCAUAGUUCCUCCACAAAAUGCGUUUCUUCUGCAGAAAGUGCAGAUCCUUUUCAAUUUUACCUUAAACUUCUCCAUCUAUCAAAUACAAUUAAAUUUCAAUGAACUGAAAAGCCAGCUGAAGGCAGGAUUACAUCUAGCACCCUAUGAGAACUUGUAUAUUAGCUUGUCAAACUCAAGAGGUUCAACAGUAGCAGCCCCCACAACUGUUCGGGCAUCUGUGCUUCUGACUGUUGGAAAUACUCCUUCAAUGCAAAGGUUAAAACAACUGUCUCAAACCAUCAGAGGCUCUCAUUCAAGAAACCUGGGCCUGAAUAAUACUGUAUUUGGUAGAGUUAAGCAAGUCCGUUUAUCAUCUAACUACUCCCUUAAUGGUGGUGAUGGCACUGUGCCGUCACCUUCUCCUGCUCCACUGCCCCAUCCGCACCACCAUCACCACCACCAUCACCAUCAUCAUCACCACCAUCAUCAUCACCACCACAACCCCCAUCUGGCUCCCGCAGUUUCACCCUCACCUGCACCCGACAGUGGUCCACCUGCAAGUCAAAAAGGUGGGCCUGCACCUAAGGAUGGUUCACCUGACGCACAGAAAGGUUCUCCACCUAAGAAAAGUUGUGAAGCAAAGCCUCCCAGUUUCCAGUUUGGAUCUAGAGGGAAGACUGGAAAGGAGUCUCAUUUUGCUCCUGCAGUUGCACCAAAUAUGUUUCCUCCUGUCUUUAUUCCCUCCCCACAAAAACAAGUACAGCCAUCAGCACCCAUCUACGGUUCAGUUCCAGUAUCUAGUCCUUUGCCUCAUGUGGUUUUUGCUCAUGUCCAGCCGCCAUCAAAGAGUGAAUCAGAUGCAAGACAUUCUGACACAAUGUCAUCAGCUGAACCAUCACCAUCCACAUUAUUUGUCCAUUCUGGUUCCUACAAUCUCUUUCGUACGACAAGGACUCAAACAACUGUAUCAUUCCAACACGAGCCAGAAGAGUUCUGGAAUGGCGAGCAAUCCAAGAAUGGGUUCACAUCUGAGUGA